This is a messenger RNA of Eleginops maclovinus (Patagonian blennie), 1119 nucleotides long. RefSeq names its product peptidylprolyl isomerase E (cyclophilin E) (gene ppie). Gene Ontology annotation, biological process: protein peptidyl-prolyl isomerization; protein folding. The transcript is spliced from 10 exons. The coding region runs from base 59 to 967 and encodes 302 amino acids. The record is from RefSeq and is a predicted model, not a curated record. Gene Ontology annotation, molecular function: RNA binding; peptidyl-prolyl cis-trans isomerase activity. Lineage: Eukaryota; Metazoa; Chordata; Actinopteri; Perciformes; Eleginopidae.
UUAGUCUCACUGAACCAAUCACAAGCUGCGGGGUCAAAGUUGAGGGGUUACAUCCAAUAUGGCGGCUAACAAACGAGUGUUGUAUGUUGGUGGCCUAGCAGAGGAGGUGGAUGAGAAGGUGUUACAUGCUGCUUUUAUUCCGUUUGGAGACAUUACAGACAUCCAGAUACCAUUAGACUAUGAAACAGAAAAGCACAGAGGAUUCGCGUUCAUUGAGUUUGAACUGGGAGAGGAUGCUGCAGCAGCUAUUGAUAACAUGAAUGAGUCUGAGCUUUUCGGAAGGACCAUCCGAGUGAACACUGCCAAGCCCAUGAGAAUCAAAGAAGGAUCUUCUCGACCAGUGUGGUCGGAUGAUGACUGGCUGAAGAAGUUCUCGGGGAAGACCGCAGAGGAAGCUGAUGGGGAGGCAGCAGCUGGAGAAACAACCAACACGGCAACAGAUGAAGCUGAGCCCCCGGCUAAAAAGGGUAGAGUUAAUCCUCAGGUCUACAUGGACAUCAAGAUUGGAAACAAGGCAGCGGGGAGACUACGAUUCCUUCUUCGGGCCGACAUUGUUCCCAUGACAGCAGAGAAUUUCCGCUGCCUGUGCACGCAUGAGAAGGGCUUUGGAUUUAAGGGCAGCUGCUUUCAUCGCAUCAUCCCACAGUUCAUGUGCCAGGGAGGAGACUUCACAAACCACAAUGGCACUGGGGGCAAGUCAAUCUACGGCCGGAAGUUUGAUGAUGAAAACUUUGUCCUCAAGCACACAGCGCCAGGUCAGCUCUCCAUGGCCAACUCUGGAGCUAACACUAACGGCUCUCAGUUCUUCAUCACCACUGACAAAACAGACUGGCUGGAUGGCAAACAUGUGGUGUUUGGAGAUAUGGUGGAGGGGAUGGAUGUGCUCCGUGCAAUGGAGGCUCAGGGAAAUAAAGACGGCAAGCCGAAGCAGAAAGUAAUCAUCUCGGACUGUGGAGAAUAUGUGUGAACAAAAAGACUGUGUGCUUGCUUGUAUGUGUCUGUGGAGGCAGUGUAUGUCUGACAGUGUGAGUGUGUUCAUGGUAUUUUGUUCUUUGAGCCCACAUCAUCUGCCAUGUAAAUAUUUCAAUAAACACCUUUUUUUUUUAUAAAGAAACUACA